Messenger RNA from Alternaria burnsii, 2460 nucleotides. RefSeq names its product voltage-gated potassium channel. NCBI's taxonomy places the organism in Eukaryota, Fungi, Ascomycota, Dothideomycetes, Pleosporales, Pleosporaceae. Gene Ontology annotation, cellular component: membrane. Gene Ontology annotation, molecular function: potassium ion leak channel activity. The record is from RefSeq and is a predicted model, not a curated record. Gene Ontology annotation, biological process: stabilization of membrane potential; potassium ion transmembrane transport. The transcript has 2 exons. Bases 1 to 2460 code for a protein of 819 amino acids.
AUGUCAAGGAGACUGACUUUCGAAAUUGCGCAGCCUAUUACCAUCAUUGGCUUCUAUCUAGCUGGCUUCCUUCUGAUGGCGCUUGUGGCUGUCGCUUCAUCAUCCGUGUUUCGGAUUCAGCCUAUGGAAGAGCAUGCCCUGAGCCAAGCAUUCUACUACGCUAUUAUAGCUGCCGGCAUCUACUUCAUCAUCGCCUCUCUUAUGGCCUUUACUGCCUUUGGGGCGUACAAAGGGCAUUACGCCAGGGAGUUUCGAUUGACAGCUAGUCAGAGGACGCUAAUGUUGCAGACUAUCGCCUUCAUGGUGUACCUGCUUGUUGGCGCUCUGAUCUUCUCCUACGUAGAAAACUGGAUGUUCCUGGACGCUGUGUUCUGGGCCAACUUUACCCUCCUAACGAUAGGAUUCGGUGGAGAAUUUGUGCCUAAAACACACACUGGUCGCUCACUCUUGAUUCCGUAUGCAAUUGGUGGCUUGGUCACAGUUGGUUUGGUUAUUGGUUCCAUCCGAUCCCUCAUUCUAGAGCAUGGAAAACAAAAGAUGGCUGCUCGAUUCAUGGAAGUUAAGAGACAGAGGGUCCUCGAUUCUAUCGAUGGUGACACACAUACCAUACGCAUCUCAAUCUUUGAAAAGGUCAAUUUCUCUUCAAAAGGGUUGACAGAAGCUCAAAGAAGAGAGCAAGAGUUUCGUAUAAUGCGGCGUGUUCAAACGCUGUCCGAGCGGAAGAGAAGAUAUACUGCAUUGGCUCUGUCAACCACUGCCGCACUUCUGUUAUGGUUUCUGGGCGCUCUGGUCUUCAUGUACUCGGAAAAGCCUCAGGGAUUUACCUAUUUCGUGGCGCUAUACUACGCCUAUGUUUCUCUCCUCACAAUUGGUUACGGAGACUAUGUCGUCCAAAGCAAUGCCGGGAAAGCCUUCAUGGUGUUUUGGAGUUUGCUCGCAGUCCCAACACUGACGAUUCUUAUUUCGAACAUGGGUGAUACAGUCAUUAAGGCUUUCAAAGACUUUACUAUCUGGCUGGGUUCACUCACGGUCCUACCAGAUGAAGAAGGACUGAGCGCCGCACUUAAAGUCGGAUGGAGAAGGAUUAAAUCCGGCAAGAUCGGUGAAGAGGAAAGAGUGGGCUACCAUGAGGGUCCUAUCAGUCCAAAUGAACAACGCACCAAUGACCGCUUAGCAGCGUACCUUGAAGAGGAGGAGCUUGGAAAAGCACAGGAGGCGGACGAGCAUGGAGACUAUCUUGAGCGUGAUAUCCGAUUUUAUCACUUCGUUCUCGCAAAGGAGGUUCGGAAACUGAUGAAGGACGUUGAGAGUUCGUCGUCGAAACAGUACGAGUACCAUGAGUGGCAAUACUACUUGCGUUUAAUCGGUCAAGACGAAGACGACGCUUCCAAACAUCGACGACCCAAAGCCAACGCUCAUCACGACGACGGUGAGGCCCCUGAUAUCGGCUCUGCAGAUGACGGAAAGAAGCUCGCAUGGAGCUGGCUCGGCAUUCGCAGUCCGCUCAUGGGCAACCAAUCCGAGCCCCAGUGGUUGCUGCAAAGAUUAGCCAUGAAACUGGAGUCGGAGAUGCGCAAGAUGAGCUCACCUGACGAAGAAAGCACCACCACCAACAACAACAACAACAACAACUCAACUCUCACUAUGUCGUUGGUAGCCAUUUCGCUGCCGACUUUAUGGCUUGCACCUCCUCCCGGCUUUGCUGCUUCUUCACAUGAUCCCAACAUUGAACCUGCAUCUAUCGCUAUCAGUGCCAUUUUCGCUAGCCUUGUCAUUGUCCUUGUUGUAGUCAUACUUAGCAAGAAGAACAGGGGCAAUUUUCUUGAUGACUCUAGUGAGCACAUAGAGCGAAUGGAAAAGCACCUCACGAUUGGUUGGCCACUGGAAGACGUAUUGAGAAGGAACAAUGCAACAGACCACCAAACCACGCCAAGACUAUGGCCAGGGUUUUCCAGUUCCAAUUCGGAUAUCGUUCGAAGAGAUCAUAAAGUCGAAGGUAAAGAAGCAGCAGCAGCAGCAGCAGCAGCAGCAGCAAGCAGAGGAGCUUUUGAACUAGCCAGCAAACCAGGUCGUACACCAAUCUUCCACAUUACCGUACCACAUCCCGCAAACGCUGUUGAGCUCGAGGUCCGUCCGCGUUUACUCUUACAUGGCCAUGAAUUGCCUACUCGAGAUGUUUACCUACUGCCACCCCAAAUUUCCCAGUCUGGUAACUACAGUGGCAGUAGUAGCAAGAACAAUGCGCUUCUGCAGACACAAUCUGUACAUACUGCCCGUCGACAUCCGCACUCUGAAUUCGGCGACGAUAGUACGGUCGUGGGUGACAAAGCCGAAGUCGAGACUCUGCGUAGCGAUCUGAAUUUUCCGGACACAGACUCCGUUAAUGCAUCUUAUGAUGAGAGGCAAUGGAAGCUAAUGGACGACAAGGCACUUGGCUUGCUAGGCAGGCACUGGGAGUGA